AUGAUGUGCAUCGGGUUUCCAUGUUUUUGUCGGGGUUUCUGGGCGGCCGUGUGGGUUAUGAGAAUAUAAAUGGACCAUCUUCUGGCAGAGUUUGUAGCUGCGUGAGGGGUCGUUCAAGCGGGAUGGUGAAGUCGAAUGUUUUGUCCUUGGAGAGAAGCCUCUCCUCCCCAUUUGUGGGGCGGAGGUGCUGCCGAAGAAUCUGGGGAAAGCAAUGUUCUUUGCCAGCCAGGGGUAGAAGCUCUCUCUCUCUCUCUCUCUCUCUCUCUCUCUCUCUCUCUCUCGCUCUCUCUCUCUCUCUCUCAAGGUUGUCUGAAUUGAAGGGGGCUUCAUGGUAAAAAUUUACCGAAAGCGGGAUAAAUCCUUUAUCCAGUUUCUCAGAGUUCGAAUCAUCCAGCCAUUGCCGAAAACUGUGUGAUUCUUACUCGGGUCUUCAAGCUCUACUCUUUAGUCUAAUCUGUACGAUCUGUACUCCGGUGCUUCAAACUCAUUAAUCCAUUAAAUUAUGGAGUUCACAGGAGUUCCUUCUAGUUGAUAUUCUUCUACGGCUCUCGAGCCUUGUGUCUCACUGACCCAGGUCAUCUUGCCAGAUGUAUCCUGCUCAUCUGCUAGAAUUUCCAGAAAAGGAAUUGAGCUAGAGAGUCAGAAGAAGUUCCUGCCAAACGACUUGUCCAGAGGUUUUGGACUCAGUAAAGCAUAUAAAAGGCCAUACACAAGAAAAAGCUACGUGCUGGAUGCUGCAGACGACGAAUACGACGGGGUCAUCAUUGAUUCAGAGAGAUUACCACAUAAUCCAAGUAUCUUUGCCUCUGCUCUGCAGACCUCCCUGUUUCACUGGAGAUUGAAGGUAUUCUUAGAUAGCCGUAUCUGGCCUCUGAAUAUAACAGACUGAAGCCCGCAUUAUUCCUUUUGAUUCUAAUUCGAUGAUCAUUUAAAUGGAGUGACAUAUUCUUUAAAUAUGUGUCAAGUCUGCAAUAAUAACGCAGUUCAUAUGUUUUUACCUAGGGGACUAUGUGGAUAUUUUGAAGGUUUUAUUGCAAAGUGGGUGCUGGGUCGAGCUUGUUCAUAAAUUAUGAACCGAUCUAGUCACUAUUCGUGUCACUCACUGUAUCCUGAUCGAAACUUCUUCUUGUGUCUUGAUCCAGGGGAAGAAAGGAGUUUGGCUCAAGCUGCCACUUGAGCUCUCUGAUCUCGUGCCUAUUGCUUUGAAGGUGGGAAUCAUCUGAACACCCAGUAUCUGUGGUCCACGUCGUGACCUCUCCCUUUUAAUAUGAGCCAGAUCAUAAUUUAGAUCCGAAAGUGGGUCAUUUUGGCUCAUAAUAUUUUAAAAACUGACUCAUUAGGUUAUGGACAGCACGCUAUAUUGUGUAUACGCCAUGCGAAUGUUUUACUCAGACGCUCGUGUUGUGAUCCAGGAAGGGUUCAAGUAUCAUCAUGCAGAGGAAGACUAUGUAAUGCUAGCCUACUGGAUUUCUGAAGGCCCCAGUAUGCUUCCUGGGAACGCUUCUCACCAAGUUGGAGUCGGAGGAUUUGUGAUAAAUGACAAAAAUGAGGUAACGUCGAUCAAGGAAAGGCUAUAUUUACGAUCAGUUUAAAUAUUCCAGUGAUUAUUUACUGUUGUCCAUCAUUGAAUCACAAGUGUUUUAAAAAAAAAAAAAAUUCCAUUGCUAACUAGUGAUAUAAUAUAAAAUUUUCAAUUAAUACUAUUUCUGUCCAUCAUUAAAUCACGAGUGUUUGCUUUGUUUUUUUUUCAUCAAAAUUUUCAUCUUCUGCAGGUUCUCGUGGUUCAAGAAAAACAUUGUGCGCCUGCAUUUUCUGGUUUCUGGAAGUUGCCCACUGGCUUCAUUCUCGAGGUAUUUAUUCCUUUAUCAAUUUUGAAACUAGAAAAUAUACUAUUCUUCUCUAAAUUCGAGUUUUUUUUCUUUCCUUGGCUUGUCAGGCCGAGGAAAUUUUCGAGGGAGCUGUGAGAGAAGUUAAGGAGGAAACUGGUGUAAGUUGCCAAUCCAUCACACUAUUUAUUCUUUAUUAGUACUUGGCUGUUCCCUUAAAAGGAUGGAAGAAGUGAUCGAACUGUAUUUAAUCAAUGAUUCCUGAUGAAUAUGCAGAUUGAUACAGAAUUUGAGGAGGUAGUUGCCUUCCGGUAAGAACCUUUUUUUCCCCCUCAUUUCCCAGUGUUUAUAUUAGAAUAUAAUGAUGCAUAAAAUUGCUGAAUCAACCAUCUGGAUCUUCAUAAUUUAAUUUGUUUUUCGACCCGGUGCCAAGAACAAAUUUUAAAUCUCUUGACUGCGCGAUCGCAUCAGUGGCAUUUAUUCUGUGUACUUCCCUUCUCAGGCAUGCUCAUCGCGUGGCAUUUGAAAAGUCCGAUCUGUUCUUCAUCUGCAUGCUGAGACCUUUGACGACCACAAUUCAAAUAGAUGAUCUCGAAAUCCAAGCAGCCAAGGUGAGCCAUGAUCCCUGACGCUGUGGCUUUCCUUCAUGUUUUACUAAUGAUGAGAAGAAGAAAUGUUUCUGUGGAAAUUGAGCAGCCAGAAUUCACCUCCUCCUGGUAGUAGAACGUUGACAAAAUCUUCGGGAAGGCUAACCUAGAAAAUUUCAUCUGGAACAUAUCUCCUCACAUUGGGGACUGAUUUUCUGAAAUUAUUGGGUAAAUAUCUGUGGCACAAAGAGUUUCCUUUGUGAUCGUGGUUGACUUUUUCAGAAAACCCAGACGUGAAAUGUUUUGCAAAGGAUUUAUCAAUAACAACAUCUGAUGCCCUCUUCCCUCACUCCCCAGUGGUUGGCCUCCUCCUACUUCAAAGAUGUGUUAUUAGUAGAGAAGACCCACCCACAUCUCGGUGGACUUGGUUUCUCAGAUGGUUGGUCAAUCUAUAAAAAUUAGAAACUGAAAGCUUCCCUUUUCCCCUCCCGCUCCAGUGGUUGCUCCUCGUUGGGCUGGUUCGUAGAGAAAGAGAGAAGAAAAGAGUGUUGUCCUAUCUCUUCUAUGGGAUGUCUGCUCCCUCCCUAACUGUGUUGUCCUAUCUCCAGUGGAUGCCCCUCGUUGACUUCGUCGAGCAGCCGACCGUUCGGGGGGACCAGUUGUUCAGGAAGAUCAUUGAUAUCUGCAUCAAACGUCUCUCCAAGCGCUACUGCGGGCUUUCAGCCCACCAUUUGAGCUCGGAGUUCGACGGGACGUCCUCGUGUUUAUACUACAACGUGCUGGACAUUCCUGAUUGCAGCAGCUGA
Spirodela intermedia is the source of this 3219-nucleotide messenger RNA. The record is from the annotation of a GenBank genome assembly. Lineage: Eukaryota; Viridiplantae; Streptophyta; Magnoliopsida; Alismatales; Araceae.